Molecule: messenger RNA, 3609 nt
Organism: Daphnia magna
Lineage: Eukaryota; Metazoa; Arthropoda; Branchiopoda; Diplostraca; Daphniidae
Product: DNA repair protein REV1
Exons: 10
Coding region: 87-3464 (1125 amino acids)
Biological process (GO): error-prone translesion synthesis; error-free translesion synthesis
Cellular component (GO): nucleus
Molecular function (GO): deoxycytidyl transferase activity; DNA-directed DNA polymerase activity; damaged DNA binding
Source: RefSeq, a predicted model, not a curated record
UUUAUUGAACUUUAUGUGCCUUAAUAAGCAGUGUUUCAACGUAAAUGUUCAUAGUUCACUCGGUUUAAGAUUGUGAUUUUCCAGUAAUGGCUGGAAGAGGAAAAAGAAAAUUCGGGGAUGACAAUGGGUUUGAAGACAAGGGAGGCUAUAUGGCAGCUAAAAUAUCAAAACUGGAAAAUCAAUAUUUGAAUGAGAAGUUCAAUGAAGCAUGUGAAGAAGAAAAAUUAAGCAACAUAUUUUUGAAUAUUGCCAUUUUUGUAAAUGGUUACACCAAUCCAACUGCUGAAGAACUGAAACGCAUAAUGCUAGCACAUGGGGGUAUUUAUCAUCAUUAUUAUAAUUCUCGAGCUACCACUCACAUAAUUGCCUCCAACUUAUGUGAUGCCAAAAUCAAGAAACUUAAAGGGGAUGAAAAAUUUGUUAAGCCUGAAUGGAUUGUUGAUUCUGUGAAAGCGAAUUCGUUAUUAGAUUUGAAGCCAUAUCUGCUGUAUACUGGACUAACAUUAGAUAAAGGACAACAAAAGCUGGGCAUUGUUUCAAUGGCGAAGAAAGAAGAUGUCACCUACUGUGAAAAUAGAAAUGAAAGAGCAAUGGUUACAGAUUCACCUGCAAAAAAUUCUGCUAGUGAUAUUAGGCAAUCAAGAGAAAUGAAGCGAGCGGGAGAAGACGAUUUUUUGUCUGAAUUUUACAAGCGCUCCAGGCUCCAUCACAUUUCUACCAUGGGAGCUUUGUUCAAACGGCAUGUGACGGAGUUGCGUGAAAAAAAUAAUGGAGUUUUCCCAGGGAUGGAAAACAUAGAAAAUUGGAAAAAAACAUCUGGGUACCAAGGGAGCCAUAAAAACGAAGAUACUGUGUUCAUGCACAUUGAUAUGGAUUGCUUCUUUGUUUCGGUUGGGCUGCGGAACUAUCCGUCCCUGGUGGGCAAACCAGUUGUCGUGACCCAUGCAAAAGCUGAUUCCAAGCCGCUCCCAAGACGUGAAGGCCGUAAUCGGGAAUAUGAAUUCGAAUGCUAUAAAGAACACUGGAUAAAAAAAUCAAAAUUCUCUGAAAGUAACAAUGCAGACGAAACGGAAGCUGGUCUUACAGAUGUAUUUCCCCGGCUACAAGAUUUGGAUGAAACAUGUUCCAUGUCUGAAAUCGCUUCAUGCAGCUAUGAAGCUCGUGCAGCUGGUAUUUAUAACGGAAUGUUCAUGGGAGCAGCCUUGAAGUUAUGUCCAUCUCUCGUUGCGAUUCCUUACGAUUUUGAAGGAUAUAAGGAAGUGUCCACUUUACUAUACAAUACUGUGGCUUCCUAUACCCUGGACUUGGAAGCCGUCAGUUGUGAUGAGUUGUAUGCGGACAUUACCACAGUUUUGCGACAAACUGGACUUACACCAUCAGACUUCGCGACGCACUUGAAAGAAGUUAUCUUCAGCAAAACACGGUGUAACGCCUCUGUCGGAAUGGGCCCUAAUAUGCUUAUGGCUAGACUCGCAACAAAAAAAGCGAAGCCAAAUGGACUAUUUUAUAUUCAGAAGGGAGAAAUGGUUGAAUUUAUGAAAAGUCACAAGAUCGAAGACUUACCGGGUGUCGGAAGAUCUAUGGCUCAUCGGUUUCAUGCGUUAGGCGUCAAUACCUGUCUUGAGAUGCAGCAGGUGGAUAUGGAAACCAAAAAGUGUGAAAAUUUAAAUGUGCAAAUCUUUUUCCCGUUUCAAUUUCAGGUUACCAUAGGAAAGCUUCAACAAGAAUUCGGCCAAAAGCAAGGGCAAACCUUGUAUUAUAUGUGCCGAGGAGAAGAUAAGCGCAGCCUAAAGACAGAGCACAUCCGAAAAUCCAUUUCUGCCGAUAUAAACUAUGGGGUGCGUUUUGCAAAUGACCAGGAAAUGUACAAAUUCGUUCAAGAGCUAUCGUCUGAAGUUUCCAAAAGAAUGGAAGAAAUUCACGUCAGAGGACGGCUCUUGACGUUAAAACUUAAAAUUCGCGCAAAAGAUGCUCCCGUCGAGACGGCUAAAUUUAUGGGUCAUGGAGUGUGCGAUAGCAUUUCUCGAUCAACAACGUUGGUAACAGCCAGCCGUGAAACCAAAAUCAUAGAAAAGGAGGUUCAAAUUCUUCUAAAGCAACUCAAAGUUGAUUGCUGUGAGUUACGUGGAAUGGGUAUCCAGUUUAGCAAACUUGUAGCUGAUAAUGUGUCAAAAGGCAAACAACCGAAACAAAAUUCCUUACUGUCCUUCGUUGCACGUUCCAAAAUAUUUCCAUCGGAAAAUCUUGUAACAACAGUUCCACCAGAAGACAUUGUAAAGACAGUCCCCUCAGAAAAUUUUAUAACACCCUGCAUUGCUACCCCCAAUGCAGAGGAACCUGACAAUGAGAAAGUGGAAUCUGAUGGAAAACAAGGCGAUGGAAAAAGAGCAAAUGACAACGCGCGCUUUGAGCUUCCUUCAUUUUCUCAGAUUGAUCCUACUGUUCUUGACCAACUUCCCAAUGAUUUGAAAGCCGACAUUAUUCAAGAAUAUCAACGACAGGGAAUUGCGUUAAGCGGAGUGAAUAGUCUUACGAAAAACUAUUCAGAACCUGUAGCAGGACCGUCGAAAGCUGAAGCGGGAAAUGGUUCUUCCCUUGCCGAUUCUCAGAUUGAUCCUUUGGUUUUUGACCAACUUCCUGAUGAUUUGAAGAACGACAUUAUUCAAGAAUAUCAACGAAAAGGAAUUACUUUAAGCGUUGCGAAAAGUUCUACGGAAAACUUCCCAAAACCUAUAGCAGGAACGUCGAAAACCGAAACAGCCCUUGGGUCUUCCGUAGCUAAAGAAUCAGUGAACUCUUCUGGGACUUCACUGUCAGAAAAGCCGGUAUCGUACGAUGGAAUCGAGGAGAUCACGGACAUCGACGCGAGUUACUGGUCGGCAUUGCCAGAUGACAUCAGAAUUGAAAUAGAAAGAGACAUUCAGCAACGCAAAUCGGAAACAACCUCACCAAUGAAGGGUUGGAAAAGUAUAUUUAAGCCUCAGCGAUCUCCUGUUAAAGCUGCCGGAAAAAUUUUAAACGGGAAGACAAAAGCUGAAACCAAGCGAAAAACCAAAUUUCAAGAAAUACCGAAAGCAAAAGUUCAACCUACGAUUCCAAUUCCGGUUGCAAUAGCUCAGGAGAAGGUAGUAAUAGAUGCAAAACGUCUUGAAGCGCCAAAAGAAGAAUUAACUUUGAGUGGCGCUUCUACUUUGCCGGAAAUUCGGCAACUGUUGCUGGAAUGGUUUUCUACAUGUGAUAGCCCUGAAAGUGAGGAUUGCGAGGCUGUCUCGAAGUUCCUUGCAAGUUUGGUAAAUAAUAAAGAAUUGCACAAGAUUGAACCCAUUAUUCUUUUCUUAAGAAGAAGGUCAGUUGGGCAAAGUGAUUCAUGGAAACGUGCAGUUGAUGAUAUAAUCAACACCACUCAGCUGUAUGUGAUUCAGUAUUACAACGCCCCGCUGAAACUCCCUUCGUCGUUUUUAUGAUUGCCAUAGCUCCGUACUUUUCAUUUACGUGGUCCGUGAAUACCGCCUACCAGCCUACGGGGAUCGUAGUUCCCUGCUGCAGUUCGGCAGUCCCUGGUUCCCAGCCUUCGCCUGCUACUGCUGGAAUGCUAGCCUGUAACUGGAA